Sander lucioperca (pikeperch) is the source of this 2716-nucleotide messenger RNA. RefSeq names its product N-acetyllactosaminide beta-1,3-N-acetylglucosaminyltransferase 2. Gene Ontology annotation, molecular function: hexosyltransferase activity. Bases 435 to 1778 code for a protein of 447 amino acids. The record is from RefSeq and is a predicted model, not a curated record. Gene Ontology annotation, cellular component: membrane. The transcript is spliced from 2 exons. NCBI's taxonomy places the organism in Eukaryota, Metazoa, Chordata, Actinopteri, Perciformes, Percidae.
UCAAAGUGUCUCUCUUUAUGGAAAAAUCAUUAGCUGAUGAAGCUGUUUCCCGAAUUUAAAUCAGUCUUUGGCAUUAUAGGUAGAAGCCUACGUUAAUCCUGUGAGUAUUUUCCUCAUCAAUCAUACACUGUGGAGCCAAAGAGGCGCAUGCUCUGUGCGCACUGUCACCUGGGACCUGUUGCUCAGCUGCGGCUAGACGCGGUCAGAGGACUCCUGUGUUAGAUUUAAAGGAUGCUUGUCUUUAUCCUUCAUUGUUAUGGGCAUACAUGAUGCGCCGAAGAUCAGCAACAUUAUAACCAGACUAUAGCCAAGCCGGAUGAAAACACUACAACAAAAAGUGGACACCACAAGUCACUGUGCUUUUUAUCUCAGUCGGCUUAACCAACGAAGGCAGUUCACACACUUGUGUGUGCCUGAUUUCUACACUACAGGCAAUGGGCAGAUGCCGCAAACGCAACGGGAGACUGCUGUGCAUGUGCCUCCUGCCUUGCAUGAUGACCAGCCACCUUUUGAUUUAUAUCAUGGUGUCCAUAUUCGUCACCAUCUCCUACUCUCCUCCAAAAAUAAUCACCCACUAUAUUGCCUCUGGGACUUCUGCUAACUCCUCUGCAUUGGCCUCUCACCCACUUGGCCCUUUCUGGAACCUUCGUCUGGUGGACAGUGCACUGUGGAACCAGUUGCAGCAUGCUUGGGACCGCCAGCACAAUCCAAUACUGCGAGGAAACGCAACUGGGAUUAUGAGGAAGCCAAAAGCUAAGCUUUUAACAGACAUCGAAGAUGAAUGCCUUUCUGACUGCAUGUCAGGCCAUUGUUCGGUCCCUCGUAUGCAUGAUUUAAACAGCUUGCCAGAACAAAUGAGGGCAUUUCUAUGGUCAAUGCACUGCAGGGAGUAUCCUUUCCUUAUCAAUCAGCCUGGCAUGUGUAGGAGGAACAAUAGUAGCUUUGGUCUGGAUUCUCCCAUGCUCCUCAUGGCCAUCAAGUCUCAAGUAGGGAACUUUGAAAACAGGCAGGCCAUCCGUGAAACAUGGGGACGCAGUGGUAUGGUGAAGGGGGAAUCCAACAAGAAGGGCGGAUUAGUGCGCACAGUGUUUCUGCUUGGAAGGCAGGACACAAGUACAGGUCCUCACCCAGACCUCAAAAACCUCCUGGAGCUCGAGAACCAGAAAUAUGGGGAUAUCCUACAAUGGGAUUUCAGCGACACUUUCUUUAACUUGACCCUGAAGGACUUGCUGUUCUGGCAUUGGCUCCAGCAAUACUGCCCCACUGCCAUCUUCGUGUUCAAAGGGGAUGAUGAUGUCUUUGUUCGAACAGGUGCCCUUCUGGAUUACCUGCGCAAGCAGUGGGAGGAGCACAACCUGUGGAAAGCCUAUACAAAUGAAACUGACAUGGACUUGUUCGUGGGGGAUGUAAUCAGCAACGCAAUGCCAAACCGUGAGCCAUCCACUAAAUACUACAUUCCCGAACGUUUCUACAAAGGCGGGUACCCACCGUACGCUGGUGGAGGAGGGGUGGUGUAUUCUGGUUCACUUGCAUUACGAUUGAAAGAGGUGUCAGAGAGGGUGCGCCUUUUCCCAAUAGACGAUGUGUAUCUGGGCAUGUGCAUGCACAGACUCGGGCUCUCUCCAAGCCCUCACCCGGGUUUUUUAACAUUCGAUCUCCCAGAAACAGACAGGGGAAAUCCCUGUGCUUACAGGUCUGUUCUGCUCGUUCACAGACGGAGUCCCAAGGAGAUGCUGACACUAUGGAGGCAGCUCCAGAGUCUGCCAGGUAAAUGCUGAGGCUCAUUUGCCUGUCAAAUAGGAUUCUUUAGGUGCAGGACGAAUGCUGCCACCACACUCAUUUGGAAAACCUACACUGGGACCGCGAGCAGGCGGUACCCUAUGAAGGUCACAUGCAAUGUACCAUACCUCCGAAGAGUUACACUGAAGAGGAGACUGAUCUACCUCAAAGGGUACUUUUAGUAUGAGGGCAUUACACAAUAAGGGCGCGUACAUGGUCAAUAGAUGUACACGCCUUUCAAAAUCAAUACAUGUACUAUAUGUAUUUUACAUACUUUCAACUUAAAAGUUUUAUUUUACUGCCUAAUAAAGAAAAUAAUAAUACCUUACUGUACAUAUUGUUUCAUAAUGUGUGAAGACAAUACGUUAGAUAUAUCUGUGUGAUAUGGUUACUGGUGAACUUGAAUUCAUUUGUGUUUUCUCUUGUGUUACUCAUGUCUUCUUUAAGUCAGCAGUUUUAACUAAGAGUCAAUUUCAAAAUGUCUCACGUCCACUUUGCCCAACAUUUAAAACGCAACUAAUGCUUAUUCUUUUGUAACUUCAGUAACAAUUUGUAGCAAUGUUGACUUUGACAGGGGUUAUUAUUUAGCCAGGGAGGAUUCAGUGUGUAGAAGAAUGAUGUUAUCAAUGAAGGUUAAUUCACUUCUUUACUGCAUAGCAUGUUGCUGAUUUAAAAAGGGGCACGUUGUUUUCCACUCAUGGUUUCUAAAGACAAAAUUCCAAAAUGCUUGAUUUUUCUCUUACUUGUUAUGGAUUAUGAAUCAUGAAACUUUUGAAUAUGACUUUUGAAAUGCUAUCCCCAGUUGACUAUUUAUUGAAAGAUUUUGUCUUUAAAUUGGAAGUGACGGGAGCGUUAUUUAAGAUGAACACAAACAACAUCAUGCUAUUUGUUGCUGUAAGUCGGUUGCUCAAGGAUUCCAACAAAUAAAUGUAUGAUG